Molecule: messenger RNA, 1673 nt
Organism: Pteronotus mesoamericanus
Lineage: Eukaryota; Metazoa; Chordata; Mammalia; Chiroptera; Mormoopidae
Gene: CASP10
Product: caspase 10
Exons: 8
Coding region: 144-1595 (483 amino acids)
Biological process (GO): regulation of apoptotic process; proteolysis
Molecular function (GO): protein binding
Source: RefSeq, a predicted model, not a curated record
AACGAGUCUUGAGUUUUCUUCUGUAAAUCUUCUUGGAACUUGGAGCCCAUAGAGGAUUUUAAUUUCAUCAAAACUUUGUUUUCAAUUUCCCUAAGAACCACUUACUUCCAGAGGAUCAGUGGAAUUUGAUUUGAAGACUGGCCAUGACAUCUCAAGGUCAAAAUUGGACUUCCAGUUCAUUUGAUAACGAUGGAAAGAAUUUUCGUGGAAUGCUACUGGAUAUUAAUUCAAACCUGGGAGAUAAAGAAGUAGAACAAUUAAAGUUUCUCUGCCAAGAUUUCAUUUCCCACAAGAGUCUGGAGAAGUCCAGCUCAGCCUCGGAUGUUUUUGAUCAUCUCAUCACAAAGGGGCUGCUGAGUAAGGAAGAACCCUUUCUCCUAGCAGAACUCCUCUACAUCAUGCAGCAGAACUUACAGCUGAAGCACCUCAACUACACAAAAGAGCAAGUAGAGAGUUUGCUGCCCACCCAAAGGAAGGUCUCUCUGUUCAGAAACCUGCUCUAUGAACUGUCAGAAGACAUCGACUCAGAGAUCUUAAAGGAAAUGAUCUUCCUUAUGAAGGAUUCAUUACCAAAAACCCAUCUGACUUCCCUAAGUUUCCUGGGACAACUGGAGAAACAAGCUCUAAUAGAUGCAGACAAUCUGACGUUACUGGAACAUCUCUGCUCAAAAGCUGCACCUAACCUUUUGAAAAAGAUAAGAAAAUAUAGAAGAGAGAAAGAAGCUGAGCAAAGCCAACUGGGGGCCAACGAAGUAGCAUACUUUGAGGGGUGUGCCCCAGUGGUGGAGGAAGCCAAGGAGGGCCAGAAGGAAGAACUACUUUCUGUUUCAGAUAUUAAGCAAAUCCUUCAAGCCUUGCCGGAGGAAGCUGUGUAUAGGAUGGAUCGGAAAUACAGAGGCCACUGUGUUGUUAUCAAUAACCAGAACUUUACCUCACUGAAAGAAAGAAGAGGAACCCAAAAAGAUGCUGACUGCCUGAUGCAUGUGUUUCAGUGGCUUGGGUUUGUUGUAAAAAUAUAUGAUAAUGUGAAUAAAACAGAACUGGAGGAGGUUCUUAAGAAAUAUAAGAGUCAUCCAGACCAUGCUGAAGGAGACUGCUUUGUGUUCUGUGUCCUGACCCAUGGAAAAUUUGGAGCUAUCUUCUCUUCAGAUGAGGCCCUCAUUCCCAUUCGAGAAAUCAUGUCUCACUUCACAGCCCAGCAGUGCCCUGAUCUGGCUAACAAACCCAAACUCUUUUUCAUCCAGGCCUGUCAAGGUGAAGAGAUACAACCUUCUGUAUCCAUUGAAACAGAUGCUGUAAAUCCUGAGUCCACACUCCCUCCCCUUCAGGACAGUGUUCCUGUUGAGGCGGAUUUCCUUCUUGGCCUGGCCACUGUCCCUGGCUAUGUAUCCUUUCGUCAUACCACAGAAGGGAGCUGGUAUAUUCAGUCUCUGUGUAAUUAUUUGAAGGAGUGGGUCCCAAGACAUCAAGAUAUCUUAUCCAUCCUCACUGCUGUCAAUGAUGAUGUGAGUCGACGAGGUGGAACAAAGAAACAGAUGCCUCAACCUGUUUUCACACUACGUAAAAAAGUCAUAUUCCCUGUGCCACGAAAAUAACUUUUAUUAUGGUAGGGAGGUUUCAUUGACUCUUAGACUUGAAAGGAACUUUCUCUUCUAACUUCCAGCCUACUAUAG